This is a messenger RNA of Pseudonaja textilis, 1094 nucleotides long. RefSeq names its product aspartate beta-hydroxylase domain containing 1 (gene ASPHD1). NCBI's taxonomy places the organism in Eukaryota, Metazoa, Chordata, Lepidosauria, Squamata, Elapidae. Gene Ontology annotation, cellular component: membrane. The record is from RefSeq and is a predicted model, not a curated record.
AUGCCCAGCAUCAUGGCUAAUUGGGGUCUCCGUGGCCUUUUCUCCCCGCUCCUCCCUGACCCCUCUACAUGGCACUCUCGACCAGAGCCAGCCAUAGCUCUGCUAGGUUCUCUAGCCCUCUUGUUCAUCUGGUACUGCUACCGUGUGGGGACAGGACAGGUAGCCCCUGCAACUCAUCCGCAAGGUGUGCCAACCGAAGAAGGAUGCCCUCGCCGUACCCUCAGGGGCGAUGCUAUCAAUCAGCGCCUCUAUCGCAGCCUGCGAGAUUACGCCAAGCGCUAUUCAUGGUCAGGUAUGAACCGGCUGCACAAAGGUAUCCGGGACCAGGCCCAUUACCAGCUGGGUGAACGGAUGGCCAUCCAGAAGCCCAGCGCUUUCUACCUCCCCGACUUGCCUUCGGCCCCCUAUUUCCCCCGCGAGUCUCAGCGUCACGAUGUGGAGAUUCUUGAACUCAGUUUCCCAGCCAUCCUGCGGGAAUUUGAGGGCAUUGCAAGGGACUUUGAACCAGGAGCCCCAGUGCCACGGGGAUGGAUCGUCAACGCCAACCCCGGCUGGCACAGUUAUUACCUCUACCGACAGGGGGAGUGCAUAGCACAGAAUUGUCGCAGCUGCCCAUGGACGUAUCGGGCACUCAGCGCACUACGCACCUUUAUCAACGCCAAUUGCUUUGGAAACGCCUGCUUUAAUGUCUUGCAGCCCGGAACUGUGAUACCUGGCACCUAUGGACCAACGAACACCAGGGUACGGUGUCAUUUAGGGCUAAAAGUGCCACCCGGUUGUGAGUUGGUGGUGGGUGGUGAGCCACAGUGCUGGUCUGAAGGAUACUGCCUCCUGGUGGACGAUUCCUUCCUGCACACCACAGCCCAUAAUGGUUCCCCCAGCGAUGGACCUCAGGUGAUUUUUAUUGCUGAUCUCUGGCAUCCCAACGUAGCAGGACCUGAACGACAGGCAUUAGAUUAUAUCUUUGCCCCUGGUCGAUAGAUGCUUGACCUAAGAAGUAUUGGGGGCAUGGACACAAUUUCACAAAUACUUGCUGCUCCUCACAAAAACCAACUACUCCCUAUACUUAUCUAGAUUCACUGUUUUCCUGAAUU